Messenger RNA from Paralichthys olivaceus (Japanese flounder), 1294 nucleotides. RefSeq names its product LSM family member 14B (gene lsm14b). The record is from RefSeq and is a predicted model, not a curated record. Gene Ontology annotation, molecular function: mRNA binding. NCBI's taxonomy places the organism in Eukaryota, Metazoa, Chordata, Actinopteri, Pleuronectiformes, Paralichthyidae.
CCUGGUUGGACCCGUGGUGUGGACGCUGUCACACCAUGUGAGGUGUCGGGAAGUUUGCACGCAGCAGUCCUGAGCAUCCUGCAGCCAUGAGUUCAGAUAAGCCGUACAUCGGCUGUAAAAUAGGGUUAAUCUCAAGAGCCCAGAAUCGGUACGAGGGGAUUUUGUACACGAUCGAUAAAGUCAACUCCACAGUGGUGCUGGCUAAAGUGAAGUGCUUUGGAACAGAGGGACGACCCACUGACAGACCAACGCCACCCAAAGAGGAUGUUUACGAGUACAUCACUUUCCGGGGUAGCGAUAUUAAGGACAUCACACUGUGUGAACUUCCAAGAUCCCAUCACGGCCUGCCUGCAGACCCUGCGAUAAUACAGUCAUCCAGUGCAGGUCCUUCAGGCCUCUGUGCAGCUCUUGGACCAUUUAGCCCCAUGAGGAUGCCCGCCUACAACCAGCUUGCUGCCAGCUCUCUACUUAAUCAACAGUAUGCUGCAGCUCUUGGCCUUGGGCCUGUGCUUCCAGGCUUAAAUAUCAGAAGGGGCCCCAUGGUGGAAAAGGCUGUUCAAACCCUUAAUGUAGAAAGAUACAGGCAGAGGGGAGGCUUGUCUGCAUCCCAGGAGCAGGAGCAGUGGUGGGACAGGAGGUGUCCCCAAAGGACCAGAGUUGAGGUUUCCAGAACCACACGGGUCCCGGGAGCCAUUUCAAAGUUGAGCCAAGUUGUGCCCAGACCUCAACAGGAAACUCGGCUACAGAAUGAUGAAAAUAGGCCACAACCCCGAAGAAGACAAGGACCUCGGAGGCGCAGGAACCACAAUAGAGGACAGUUGAUGGCAGCGAAUAUUCCAGCUCCCACCCUGAAGUUUGACACAGACUUUGAUUUUGAUUCCUCAAAUGCACAGUUUAUAAAAGAGGAGCUGGAGAGGGAGGGGCAGGACAGGACGACUGUGAAAGAUGGAAAUCAUCAGGUAGAAGAAAAGGAAAAGGAGGAAUUGCACUCAACAGCAGAGGAUGAUCCUUUUGGACCAAAAUGCUACUAUGACAAAGCAAAGUCCUUCUUCGACAACAUCCCAUCUGAUAAUAUGUUCAGAUUAACAUGGGCAGAGGAGCGGAAGCGCAAUCUGGAGACUUUCGGGGUCCCUGGAUGGUUUCUGAGGGGCCGUGGCUUCAGAGGUGGAUACACUGGACCAAGAGGACGGGGCUCUGCUCAGACUCGACCUUCUUACAGAAGCAGGAGUGGACAGCUGUAAAGGUCAGCAUAUGAUACCAGGGCACUAAAGCAAAAAACCUCUUGUGAAUAUUU